Dimorphilus gyrociliatus is the source of this 509-nucleotide messenger RNA. The record is from the annotation of a GenBank genome assembly. Lineage: Eukaryota; Metazoa; Annelida; Polychaeta; Dinophilidae.
ACAACACAAGUAAAUUUAGGUUUGAACCUACGUCUGAACAGUUUAUUAAAUAUUGCAUCAUAGUGAAUUAAAGUAAGUAAUUUCAAUAAAUGAUAAAUUGAUUUUUAUUCAUUUUGACCAAUUUUUCAUAUAGAGUUGCUAUGGCAAGAUUUAGUGAUUAUUGUGACGUAUUGGAGAAAAGUAAAAACAGCAAUAAACAAGAAUUAUUGCAGUUGGCAAAACAAAUUCAAGAGAAGAUUGCGUUAAUUGAACAACAGAAGAAGAUAGAAUUGGAAAAUUUAAAUAAUACAAUUAUGUCUAUUAUACAAACGAUUCUUUUGCAUACGAAUUUGUUUGACGACGACGAUGACGACGAAGAAGAAGAAGAAGAAGACGAUGAUGAGGAGGAAGGUGAAGACGAUUAUGAAUAUUAUUACAAUGACGAAGAAGGUAAUGAUAAUGAUCAUGAUCAUGAUGACGACGACGACGACGACGAUGAUGAUGAUGAUGAUGGGAACUUUUCUCUAUAA